Molecule: messenger RNA, 2825 nt
Organism: Cydia fagiglandana
Lineage: Eukaryota; Metazoa; Arthropoda; Insecta; Lepidoptera; Tortricidae
Product: hemicentin-1-like
Exons: 15
Coding region: 267-2825 (852 amino acids)
Biological process (GO): homophilic cell-cell adhesion
Cellular component (GO): plasma membrane
Molecular function (GO): metal ion binding; nucleic acid binding; hydrolase activity
Source: RefSeq, a predicted model, not a curated record
CCGGGAUGGCAGAUACUUUUGGCUCCUUGUUUCACCCGCUACUAUUGAUACUGACGACUGUACAACCUGAAGACUAGAUAAUCGUAACUUCGUAACAUAGGUAUGUUUCAGAUACUAUCAUCGAGUACCAGAAGUCAGUAACAAUACUCUGCAAAAUAAAAGCUUUCCCACCAGCGACAGUCUCAUGGUACAAAGGUGGGCGCCCACUCAGACCUGAAGGAAACCUGGAUGUGUCAGAAGACGGGUCCGUCCUCACUAUCCGGUCUAUGGAACCUAAAAUGGCCGACAACUACAUAUGCGAGGCGAGAAAUGAUGUUAGGAGGAAAAUUUACAAGUUCAGUGUGGAUAUUAGUGGUGUUGAGGCGCCAGAAAUAAAUAAGAAAAUUACCAGCAUCACGGCUGUGAAAAACUCCGAAGUGGACAUUCCGUGUCAGAUAACUAAAGGCAAGCCAACACCGACGAUUCGUUGGUCCUACAGAAAUGCCGCUGGUUCUUACACCAGCUUACACGAGACUACAGAUACCAUACAUUUAUACAACAUCAACGACACCAAUGCAGGCUCAUACACGUGUGUGGCAGAGAAUGUGGUUGAUAAGGACAUCCAUGGAAUUGAUCUGUUUGUAGAAUACAAGCCGUCAAUAUCAAGACCGUACCCGUCUAUAUUGACUGCAGACCUAGGGAAUGAGGUAACGUUGAGGUGUUCUGUCGUUGGAGAGCCGGCACCAAGAAUCACGUGGAAGCUCGAUGGUGUACCUAUAUCGAGAACUGCAAGACAUAUUAUUUAUGCAGAUGGGACUCUCCGAUUUUACGCUAUUUCAUCAGAUGAAGGAGAAUACGAAUGCGGAGCAAGCAAUACGCAUGGGGUAGACCGAAUUAGUUACACACUCCAUGUUUAUGUUCCAGUCGAUAUUGAGUCUCCCACCAACAGUUUGAUAAUGCAAAUGGAAGGGUCAAGGGUAACAUUGCCUUGUAGAGCGGACGGGUCUCCCAAGCCAAGUAUAACUUGGAUCUACCACAGCAAAGACGCUAAAAUCGGACCGAGUCGAAUGAGGCCAAGCGACGAUACUGGAAGGUUAAGCUUCGACAGGAUACAAUUGAGGCAGAGUGGUGAAUACACUUGCGUGGCUACCAACUCCAGAAGUUCUAAGAACAUCACGUAUGAAGUUUCAGUUUUAGCACCUCCUAAAAUUUACUACACUACAAAAGAGUUCCAUGGAGUAGUAGGUGACAUGGUACUUCGGAUUCCGUGCAAUGCUACUGGAAACCCAAAACCUGAAAUCACGUGGACUAUGGAAGGGUACUACUUAGCUUCAGGUACCAAAUGGUAUGACAUUAAUGCGGAUGGCAGUCUCAUUAUUAAGAAUAUCAAAGACAUAUCUGCUGGGUAUUACUCAUGUAAAGCUUCCAAUGAUUAUGGACAAGCAGAGGAAGAAUUUGAUGUCGUUGUUGACGAUUUUCCUGAUUUUGGAUUUCGUAUCAAUAAAUUCAAGUUGAGAAAAGGAGACUCGGCGUUGAUCCCUUGUAAUGUUCCGCGAAAAAAAACUGACAGAUUACUAUGGUAUAAGGAUGGUCGACUUCUUCCUUCCUCUGAUUUAGCAUUUCGCGUCUUGACCGAAUCGGACUCGGGAACGUACACAUGCCGCGUUAGCUCUAUGGACCGACCAGCAAUGAGUGGUUCCACUACGUUAGAGGUUGGCUCCAAACCACGAUUUGAAUAUCAUCACUAUAACAAUAACAUAGCCUUUAUGCCCGGAGAAUCUGCCACGAUGGACUGUACUGCUACCGGACUUCCAAAACCUAAGGUGCAAUGGUAUCAUAAUAACAGACCGAUACGCUUCAAAAACUUUAAAUAUGUCUUGGACAUGUACAGCGACUACGACAAAGGACGCUACACUUGCAUCGUCAGGAACUCACAUGGAACAGAGCAGCGAGAGUUUGUCGUUUCGUCAUUUGGAUGCCUGCUAAAUAUAAAGCACGACUUUAGUGCAAACGGACCUCUAAUGUUGACUUCCGAUAAUAAAGUAGCUAACUUUAAAACUAGCGGUGGCUACAUGCGUAUACCUAAAGACGAAACCAUCAAGUUGGUGUGUCCUUCGAGCUUUAACACGAUCCGUUUAAAAGAAAUGUUGGUAACUUGUGAAGAUGCGCAACAAUUUUUGCAUCAGUCAUCAGGCAGACGUUACGCUUACCCUGACCUUAAAUGCAGAGACAAAUGGCGACCAAUAGUAAAAAGAACAGGGCGACGGUGUGCAAAAAGAAAAGCUGAAAUAUUGAACGUUGGCUUCGAGACAGGAGAAACAUUCGAGACAGUUUACGAAGUUUGCCUUGCCCGGGAUUCAAAGAACCCUAUUUAUACAAAGCUAGACAUGCAACCAUCGCUAGCUAAUUCUGUAACUGAUAACGAUACUGUAUGGUUUAACUAUGGUUCUCCUGUGGACUUGGAUAGUUUAUACGAUUGCAGUAAUCAGAAUGCAGAGACCUCAGCGAUUUUGAAUAAGGAGUUUCACACAGGUGACGGCUGUUGUUUUGCGAAGAGAAUGUUGGUGAAUCCUUUGGACGUUGCUCCUGGGCUACACGAUGCCACCUACACCCAUCUAAAUGUUGUGCCUCAUUGGGGCACUUGUAACUCUAAGAAUUGGGAAGAAGUGGAGCGUCGUAUCAGGAAUCUGGUGGUGUCUUCGGACCGAACCCUACAAGUAUUCACCGGCACGGCGUAUAACCUGCAGCUGACGGAUUCAUUCUCGAGACAAAGGAAUGUGGUUCUUAACAGCAGGGGAAAGGGUGUCCAGGUUCCGAGGUACUUGUGGAAGGCAAACUUAUCUUGA